CUCACGCCCGCUUUUUGAGGUGGUGCCGCGUGAUCAGCCCUUCGUCUAUCACAGCUCCGACCACCCGGUGCCUCAGUCGCCGCUCCCGGUUCAAAACCCGCCGUCGCUUGAACAGCUUCUUCUUCAGCUCCUGCAGGGGAGAAAGAGGCGAAUCAGAGGGAGGCCGCCGACGGCGACCCCGGCAUCCCAUCCAUUCCAUUCGGCGCGAGGGAAGAAGGUUCCGGACCCAGCGCCGCAAGCAGCCCCGGGCUUGCUGGAAGGCAGGCAGUCAGGGCUGGGGACGUUUGAGGAAGUAGAGUCGGGGCCCCCAAGCAGUCACCGUGCGAGGCCGGUUGACCUUCCCACCCGGAGCCCCCAUGGUAGCGUCGCGACCUCGGCGCGGGGUCCUGGUUUCCGCUCUUCUACGCGAUCUGCGCGGCCCCGCCCCUGCCCUCCGUGGACCAAUGGCAGCUCGGGGGCGGGACCCAAGAGAUUAUAUAAAGGAGCUCCGCCAACUUCCCCUUCUUUCGCGGGCGGCUACGGGUCUCUGGACUGCGCCUUGAGAGUGGAAGUUACAUACUCGUCUUCUAUUUCCCGUAACAAUCAUUAAAGACUGUGCGUGUGAGUCUGUGUCCGCGUUCUUUCUUGCGACGUUGCAGAGUUCGGGAAAGCUACGCGUCCUUGCGCGACUCGGAACUUGCAGAUCUUCCCUCAGACCUCAGGCCCUUGCCUUUCUCCCACUCAAUUUCGGGCGGCGGCUCGCAGAGGGUACCUGGCCGACCUUGCUGGGACCUCCGAUGGCCGCGCUGCGUUUACCCCUACACGUGGCAACCCUGAAGGCGGGGACAUGUCGCGCCUUUGCGGGCUCCCUGGCCGGAAACUGCCUGGCCGACCGCCGCCUCUGGGAUCAGCUACACGCCCAGCCCCGUCUGGGUAACGUUACCACCUUCGAUUGGUUUUUUGGAUACGAGGAAGCCAAAGGGCUCCUACUGCCGCUGCUGCAACAGGCACGGGUCGCCUGCCCGCUCCGGGUGCUGGACGUGGGUUGUGGGAUCUCGAACCUGUGUGCAGACCUCUACACUAAAUGCCCGCACCCCGUGGAAGUGCUGGGGGUGGACUUCUCUCCUGUGGCUGUGGCACACAUGAACAGCCUCCUGGAGGGUGGUCAAGACCAGGCACCCCUGCUAGGUGCCCAUCCUGCCUCCAGCCUCAAGUUCCUGCAGGCUGAUGCCCUGAACCUCGGGCCAGUGGCUUCCUCAGGCGCCUUCCAGCUGGUGCUGGACAAGGGCACUUGGGACGCUGUUGCCCGAGGUGGUCUGUCUGGGGCUUACCAGCUGCUGUCUGAAUGCCUGAGAGUCCUGAGCCCCCAGGGGACCCUAAUUCAGUUCUCAGACGAGGACCCUGAUGUGCGGCUGCCCUGUCUGGAGCAGGGGUCCCAGGGCCGGCCUGUGACUGUGCAGGAGCUAGGUCCUUUCAGAGGUCUCACAUACUUUGCUUACUUGGUUCACGGCUCUCAUUAAAGACACUUCUUGCUGACUUGUUUCUGCUGGGUCAGGAGAGGGUUGGAGAGCUUUGUAUUUGCAAAACAGAUGGCUAGGAAAUGAGAGUGUGAUGGCUAGGCUUCCAUAUUUACUACUGGGUAUGCACUUAUUGAAUGUUUCUGUGACUCAGUUUACUCAUCUGCAAAGUGGGAAUGAUACCAAGAGUCAUGGGGCUUACAGUGAGAUAUGUAAAACAUUUAGCAGUGCCCAGCACAAGAUGAGUGCUGAAUUCAGAAAAUGUAAGUGGAUCAUCCCUUUCCCCCAACUAACUAGAUCUCAAAAAAGCAACAGAUGGGAAUUUUUAAUCCAAAUCCCAGCAAUGACGUGUGGCCCAGUGGCUACCCUCUAAGCCUUGUUUUUCUCUCUUGAGAACAAUACUCACCCUCAAAGCCACUGCUAGGCAGGAGAUGGGGAUAUUCCACAAUGCAGUAGACUUCGGAGCCUGCUGCCAGGUCCCUGAGAGGACAAGGGUUGGAAUCUUCGAGACACUCCUUGUCCUCAGGAAUCCAGGAGGCAUCUUGUUCUUCCUGCUCCUGCCGCCAGCCGAGUCCCGGGUUAAAGGUUUUUAGGGGUGAUCUAGGGUCCAAUGGACUCCAAGCCCAGCCUGGGAGGGGUGGGGGAUAAGGGGAGUUAUAGAGCCAAUUAAAACUACUCGUGAUGUAUUACUGAGUUUUUGUCAAAAAUGAUAGGACAAAUUUGUUACCGUUUUUUGUUUAUAAAAACAAUACAGCAG
This is a messenger RNA of Choloepus didactylus (southern two-toed sloth), 2253 nucleotides long. RefSeq names its product citrate synthase lysine methyltransferase (gene CSKMT). The transcript is spliced from 3 exons. Bases 777 to 1499 code for a protein of 240 amino acids. Lineage: Eukaryota; Metazoa; Chordata; Mammalia; Pilosa; Megalonychidae. Gene Ontology annotation, molecular function: S-adenosylmethionine-dependent methyltransferase activity. The record is from RefSeq and is a predicted model, not a curated record.